Molecule: messenger RNA, 741 nt
Organism: Ceraceosorus guamensis
Lineage: Eukaryota; Fungi; Basidiomycota; Exobasidiomycetes; Ceraceosorales; Ceraceosoraceae
Exons: 1
Coding region: 156-590 (144 amino acids)
Source: RefSeq, a predicted model, not a curated record
GUGCAGGACAAUAUCCAUCUCACACUUUUUCAUAUAGAACUCGUGCAUGGCUGUCAGCCAACAUGCCCACAGCAUAUAUGCUGUAUGGGGAGGUGUGACUCGUCUGUGUGUUCGUCGCGUCGACGCGCGCGCGUGAGCGGGAAGUUAGUUGGCUGAUGCAGAUCGCGCUUGCGCUGCUGCUUUGCGUCGGCGCAAACGUGCGGCUGCUGUUGCGGCCAUGCAGCACGCUCAGACCCUCGACCGUCGAAGCAUCGAGCGUCGCGCAAGCGAGCAUUGAGAAUGUCGGACAAACAACAACAACAACAACACGACGCACCAUUGACCUGGUCAUCGCCUUCUCUCUCUUUGGCAUCACACCAUUCGACUCAUCUCUUUCAGCUACCGCCCCACAAAUUCUAAUCGAUUGUGUCGUCACCAGCGGUCGUGUGCGAACAAGUGCCACGUCGUCCUCCUACAUCAGCAUCAGACGUGACGUGACAGUAACAGUAACAUUCGAGAUCAUCGGAAAGCCUCGGCUCUACGUCCAGACUAGAAGAAUCAAAGAGAGCCGAACAGACGUCCUACAAAGAGCGACCUUCAAUCAGCGUUAGAGCCUGCGAUGGCGUCAAGCAGCGCGUUCGAUGAGGAGGAGCAUGCGGAGCGCAUCGCUGAGAAUUUGGCCAUCUUGGACUCUUCAGCCAACGACGUGGACAAGCGAGCGACGGCACUAUCUCUGCUCAUCACGCGCCUUUUGACCGCCCC